UCUUCUCAUUCUUUUCUUAUCACGAAUGGCAAUCUCCAGAGUCAGAAACAAAACUCUAGCUCCACUGAAACCCUGUUCGAGAUGACCCCUUUUUUCUGUAAUGGGUAGUGGAAGUCUCUUAGCCAACAUCAAUAUCUCUCUUGAUAAUCCAGAUGUAGGUAUGGAAGGAGUGGAGAGAAGGGAAGAGAACUUUGAUGCCGGGAACCAAAUCGAUACUGCUGGGGACCAAUCGGAAGCUGCAAAUCAGAAGAGAAAGCCAAACCCGAAGUCAAUUGCUACCACUGGUUUAAAUUUUACAACGGCAAAAAUCAAUGAAAUAAUACCUUAUUUAAAGAGCUUCUUGAAUUAUGCAUCAGAAGAAGUCGUUCCAGUUAUGAAGAGCUUUUUAUAUUAUACAGAAGAGAUAGUUAAGAAGAAAAUCAUUCCCGAUUUCGAUAGAUGUUUCAAUUUUACAGGGGAGGUAAUAUUAAAAAAAGUCAUUCCUUCUGUCAAGAACUUUUUGUAUUCAGCUGAGGAGAAAGCAAACAAAGAAAUUGUUCCUAUAGUAAAGAGCUUUUUGAGUUCUUCAAAUGAGAAAUUGAAUACUGAAGUCAUUCCUUAUGUCCAGAGCUGUUUGAAUUCUACAAUGGGCAUAGUAAUGAAAGAAGUCAUUCCUACAGUUAAGAGCUUUUUGUUAUCCGCGAAGGAGAAAAUGAACAAUGAAGUCAUUCCUACAGUUAAGAGCUUUUUGUUGUCUAUGGUGGAGAAAAUAAACAAAGAAGUUAUUCCUUGUGGUAAGAGAUAUCUAACUAUUUCAAAGGAAAUAAUACAGGAUGAAGUCAUUCCCUUUAUUAAGAGGUUUUCGUAUGCAGCAGUUAAUAAAGUGUUCAAUGAAGCAAUUAUUCCUACUGUUAACUGCUGUUUGUAUUUUCUAGCGGAGAUAGCGCAAAAGUCGUUUCCUUCUCUUACAAAUGUUGCGAUCUCUGUAGGAAUCUUUUGCAAAGAACAUCCAAGGUUGUUUUUAGUUGUUUUGAUCAUUUGUUGUGUUUGGAAACUUUCUUGGUCUCCUUUUUCAACUAAGAUGAUGAAAGCCCCUGGAAGAAAUUACAAGAUAUCAAGGGCAGAUUUUGAGAGAAACCCAAGAUCCUAUUUUAGGAAACACAUAAUAAAGGAAAGUAAGUCGGGAAAGAUCAUGGUGGUGGCGGUGGUAGUGGUCGUGGUGGUUGUGGUUGUGGUGGGUUUAAUUGCUUUAAGUUAGAAAUAAAGUUAAAUUACUAGGAGUAGGGACUAGCGAGUAUUGCUGGACUAGAAUGAGCAUCUUGCGUACGGGUUCUUGCAUCUCUUGGUCCAAAUCUUGUUGUGAUUUUUUACUGUGUCCAAAUAAAGCAAAUUCUAUAACAACUAGUAUAGUGUGGCGGGGCUUCGCCCCGCACCCGUAGUCAAAUGCAUCAUAUUUUUUUUGAACUUUCAUUAGUAUGAUUUUUAUAAAGGACUGUGGAACUUUAAUGUCCAUUAGAUAUUUAAUGAGUCGAUGAUUGAGAUUUGGUAUGAUAAAUUUAAAUUCAUGUAAUAUUAUUUUUCCGACACAUGUUACAAUAAUUAAAAAAAGUUGACUCCA
Messenger RNA from Papaver somniferum (opium poppy), 1597 nucleotides. RefSeq lists its product as uncharacterized. The record is from RefSeq and is a predicted model, not a curated record. Bases 101 to 1237 code for a protein of 378 amino acids. Lineage: Eukaryota; Viridiplantae; Streptophyta; Magnoliopsida; Ranunculales; Papaveraceae. The transcript is spliced from 2 exons.